Messenger RNA from Periophthalmus magnuspinnatus, 1298 nucleotides. Its product is annotated as soluble lamin-associated protein of 75 kDa-like. Lineage: Eukaryota; Metazoa; Chordata; Actinopteri; Gobiiformes; Gobiidae. The record is from RefSeq and is a predicted model, not a curated record. Bases 57 to 1298 code for a protein of 413 amino acids. The transcript has 12 exons. Gene Ontology annotation, molecular function: acyltransferase activity, transferring groups other than amino-acyl groups.
GGACGUGAGGUUUCAAACUUUAGGACAGCUGGAGGGGCUUCUGCGUAAACCCAAGGAUGAAGUUCCCUGUGGAUGUCCUAGUGGCCGUGAGCCACUCUGAGCUGGAGCAGGAGGCGCAGAGCUACAUGGGGGAACUGCUGUACAGUAACAUGGAGUGUCCAGAACAGCUGACCCUCCCUGACUCCACCAAGGUGGACAUAAGCAUUUCCAGUGUGGGCUUGGUGCCUCUGUAUGGAUCCUGUGACACUCAGAAGGUCUUGGCCCUGUUUGCCCCAGCAGACCCCUUUACUCCAGUGGCUCUGUACCUCCUGGGCCAGUGGUGGGCUGUGGGUGAUAUCCUUCACACAGCAGACAGCUCUCGGGAUGGCCUGAUACAGGUGGACACAUUGGGCGAGAGGAUCGUUCUGUAUGUGCUCAACCGCAUUGUCUACAGAGUCCAGGAGAUGAGCUCAGAUGAGCUGCCCUUCCUCUGCCAUGGAGAGCAGGACUUUGCAAAGAUUCUGUGGAAAAAUGGACAGGCAGUAGGCUUCUACUCAGUCAAACCCACAGGCAGCCCGUGCAGCUCCUUCUCCAACCGCUCCUAUCCCCUGCCUGUGAUGGACUCUCUGUUUGUGAGGAAAUGUCAUCGCGGGAAAGGCUUGGGCCUGCGUAUGCUAGAGGAUUAUGUGGAUAGUUUCAAAGAGGACUAUCUAGGUCUCAGGUAUCCUCUGACCACAGCUAUGUAUAAAGUGUGCCAGUGCUACCUGCGAGCCUUCCCUGGAGACUCUGAGCUGUUGUGGGAGGUAGACAGCUCCAGGCUCAACCAAAGAACUUCUGUUGCCAGCAGAAUCCAGAACAUGAGUCUGACAGGAGUAUCCAGGACUCUCACAUACUCAGAAUCUGCAGUGACUGUCUCUGUACAUCACACAGAGGAGAACAUGGAGGAGAUUACCAUAGUGAAGGAUACUAAAGGCACUGGCCCAGCUGGACAGAAGAACACAGACGAGCAGUGCUCCGCAGACAUACAAAUCAGUGAGGAGGUGACAUUGCUGAGAUUAGUGCAGAACACUGAAGUGGUUCAAACUGAGGAGCUGCUGGAGGUCACUACAAAAAAUGUGAUGAGUAUUGUUGUUACUGAACUUGAAGAAGACACAGAGAUCGACCAAGUGACGUCUUUACUAAGGUCGCAGGAAGACUCUGAGUGGAAAAUGUGGCGUCAGAGGUCGAGGAGUGUCUUCAUUCUCAGGAAGAAUGCACAGAAGAAAACAGCCAUAAAACAGCUCCGCCAGAGGGCACAGUCACUAUGCAGAGAGUCUUAA